AUGGCAAUCGAGAUCCAAGGCACGGCCGACGCCGCGUUUGAGGGUCUGCGCACGUUGAUGCAGGAGCAGGUCGCCUCGGGAGAGGAACUCGGCGCUUCCAUCGUCAUCAACGUCGCCGGCAAGAACGUCGUCGACCUGUGGGGCGGAUAUGCGGAUGAAGGACGCACGCAGCCAUGGACCAAGGACACCAUCACCCACAUCUGGUCGUCGACCAAGACAGUGGCCGCUCUGGCAACCCUGAUCCUCGUCGACCGCGGUCUGUUGGACCUCGAGGCCCCCGUAUCCAAAUAUUGGCCCGAAUUUGGGGCCGAGGGCAAAAAGGACGUCGUGUUGGUCAAACAUGUGCUGUCACACACCUCGGGCGUGUCCGGGUGGGAGAAGCCGAUGACGAUCCAGGACCUCUACGACUGGGACAAGGCGACGUCGCGCCUGGCAGCCCAAAAGCCCUGGUGGACGCCGGGGUCCGGGUCGGGGUACCACUCGCUCAACUACGGCCAUUUGCUGGGGGAGCUGGUGCGGCGAGUCACCGGCAAGUCGCUCAGGGACUUUGUGCGCGAGGAAAUGGCCGGCCCGCUCGGGGCGGAUUUGCAGAUCGGUGCCGCCGAGAAGGACUGGCCGCGCAUCUCGCCCGUCGUGCCUCCGCCCCCAUCGGGCUUCGACCUCAGCAAGAUGGAUCCCGAGUCGAUCAUGGCCAAGACCUUUGGUACUCCGCUCGUCGAUGCCGCCUACUCUUGGACCCCGGAAUGGCGCCGUGCCGAGAUCCCCGCGGUCAAUGGCCACUCCCACGCGCGCGGCCUGGCUCGCAUUCUCUCGUCGAUCACACUGGGAGGGUCGGUUGACGGGGUCAAGCUCUUGUCGCCGGAGACCAUUGAACGCAUCUUUGAGGUCCAGGCCGACGGCGUAGAUCAUGUGCUGAGCAUCCCCAUGCGCUAUGGUAUCGGCUUCGGCCUGGCCGGUGGUGCUUCAGCACAGUCUGUGGGCUGGCUGCCUUCGGGGAAGGUCUGUUUCUGGGGCGGCUGGGGCGGCAGUCUCAUCGUCAUGGACCUCGAUCGCCAAAUCACCUUCUCGUAUGUCAUGAACAAGAUGGGCAUGGGCAUCCUCGGCUCCACGAGGACGGAGGCAUAUAUCAAGGUCGCCUACAAGGCGCUGGGCGUGGAAGGGUAUUGA
Molecule: messenger RNA, 1167 nt
Organism: Capronia coronata CBS 617.96
Lineage: Eukaryota; Fungi; Ascomycota; Eurotiomycetes; Chaetothyriales; Herpotrichiellaceae
Product: beta-lactamase
Exons: 1
Coding region: 1-1167 (388 amino acids)
Source: RefSeq, a predicted model, not a curated record